This is a messenger RNA of Radiomyces spectabilis, 540 nucleotides long. RefSeq lists its product as uncharacterized. The transcript is spliced from 4 exons. The record is from RefSeq and is a predicted model, not a curated record. NCBI's taxonomy places the organism in Eukaryota, Fungi, Mucoromycota, Mucoromycetes, Mucorales, Radiomycetaceae. The coding region runs from base 1 to 540 and encodes 179 amino acids.
AUGACGUUGUCUAUACAAACGAAAGCAGGAGUUCUGCAAUGUUAUCGAUUGUUCUUGAGAGCCGGCGAUGCAGCGGUACUUCAUGCCAAACAUCGUCAGCCAUACAUGCGUCAAAGAAUCCGUCGUCGGUUUGAGGAGCACAGGACACCUGUCACUGACGAUCGAUUGAUCGAUUUGCAAAGAAAAGCGAACAACACACUGGAGCUCUUGCAUCUUGCUGCUGAAAAAGAAGGGUUAGCACGUAAAGUGGUCAAGAAUAUUUGCGAUCUUCAAUAUUACCAAAAUUGCUACGAAACAAGGCCUCCCAUGCACACUAGGAAAUUACCGGCCCCUUCCACCUGCAUUUUCGCCAUCGUCGCUCUCUUCGCCGCUGCCGUUUCCGCUGUUCCCGGUCAACACCACAAGGGUAGCAGCAUCCAACAGGAUGCCGGUGGCAUUGGUAACGAAGGCCGUGUUGAAGGUGCCUUGAACAACCUCCUCAAGGCUGGUAUUCUCUCCGAUAACAGCCGAGUUGCCGGUACUGACCAGGAUGCCAACUAA